Molecule: messenger RNA, 4838 nt
Organism: Vicugna pacos (alpaca)
Lineage: Eukaryota; Metazoa; Chordata; Mammalia; Artiodactyla; Camelidae
Source: RefSeq, a predicted model, not a curated record
ACAAUGGAAAAACUGGGAUUCAAAAGAGCACUGAAGGGGAAACACACAUGUACUAAAAAGCAUAGCUCCGAGCACAUAGAGGCAGAGGGAAGAGAGGAGAGCGAGGUAGAAAACGGAUCCUGCUUCUGCCUGCAACAACUCUCUUUCAGCACCAAGGACAGAGCCUCUGAAGCGCUGACCCAAGCAACACUCAAGUUAGGGUCCCUCCCAAAUCCUCUAGAGAAAAUGAUGCAUUCAAAAGCAGCUAUGAAACAUGCAGUAAGGUCUAAUAGGGAAGCUGGAAGAGCAGCUUACAAGUGAUUCCACCUUAGAGGCAAAAAUGGGUGAUUUUCUUUCUGCUUAUUUUCACAGUUUCUGUGUCCUGGGAAAGGUAAAGUCUGCUUUGCUUGGGUAUGUCUGCUGUCAGUAAAUGGCUGCAGGACCUGAGGUGCUAAACCCCACGGUCUCCAGAAACCAGAAGAAAUUUUCAGGGAAACGUGUUGGGGUUGCUCCUCUCCCUCAAGGCCAUGGCGCCUCUGAGCCAGCUGGGUGGCCACAUCAACUCCACCUGUGCUGCAGAGAACGCCACAGGGGCCAGCCGGGCCCGCACGCACGCCUACUAUGCCCUCUCCUACUGCGCGCUCAUCCUGGCCAUCGUCUUCGGCAAUGGUCUGGUGUGUGUGGCCGUGCUGAGGGAACGGGCCCUGCAGACCACCACCAACUACCUGGUGGUGAGCCUGGCCGUGGCAGACCUGCUGGUGGCCACUUUGGUGAUGCCCUGGGUGGUGUACCUGGAGGUGACAGGCGGAGUCUGGACUUUCAGCCGAGUUUGCUGUGAUGUUUUUGUCACUCUGGAUGUCAUGAUGUGUACAGCCAGCAUCCUGAACCUCUGUGCCAUCAGCAUCGACAGGUACACUGCAGUGGUCAUGCCAGUGCACUACCAACAUGGCACGGGCCAGGGCUCCUGUCGGCGCGUGGCCCUCAUGAUCACGGCCGUCUGGGUACUGGCUUUUGCCGUGUCCUGCCCUCUCCUCUUUGGCUUCAACACUACAGGGGACCCCAGCGUCUGCUCCAUCUCCAACCCUGACUUUGUCCUCUACUCAUCAGUGGUGUCCUUCUACUUGCCCUUUGGAGUGACUGUCCUCGUCUAUGCCAGGAUCUAUGUGGUGUUGAGACAGAGGAGACGGAAACGGAUCCUCACUCGACAGAACAGUCAGUGCCUCAGUGUCAGGCCUGGCUUCCCCCAGCAGUCCUCCUGUCUGCGGCUGCACCCUAUUCGGCAGUUUUCAAUAAGGGCCAGAUUUCCAUCAGAUGCCACAGGGAAAAUGGAACAGUCAGAAGAUAAACAAUAUCCCCAGAAAUGUCAGGACUCUCUCUUGUUACACCUGCAGCCCCUCUCCCCUGGCCAGACACACAUGGAGCUGAAACGCUACUACAGCAUCUGCCAAGAUACUGCCUUGGGGAGACCAGGCUUCCAAGAAGGGGAAGGAGAGUUGAAAAGGGAGGGGAGGACUCGGAACUCCCUCAGCCCCACCAUGACACCCAAGCUCAGCUUAGAGGUUCGAAAACUCAGUAACGGCAGGUUCACAUCCUUGAAGCUGGGGCCCUUGCAACCUCGGGGAAUGCCACUUCGGGAGAAGAAGGCCACCCAGAUGCUGGUCAUCGUACUCGGGACCUUCAUUGUCUGUUGGCUGCCUUUCUUCUUGACCCACGUUCUCAAUACCCACUGCCAAGCAUGCCACGUGUCCCCGGAGCUUUACAGUGCCACAACGUGGCUGGGCUACGUGAACAGCGCCCUCAACCCCGUGAUCUAUACCACCUUCAAUGUCGAGUUCCGCAAAGCCUUCCUCAAGAUCCUGUCUUGCUGAAGAAGGAGAGGAAAAAACACUCCCUGUGCCCACCUCUAGCUGCCAGGCCACUGGGCCACUGCCAGGGCCUGCUCAGAACGACUAUGCGAUGUCCUCUGGCAUGUGGCAGCGAGAAGAUUCCUGGAGCCAGGACAUCCCUGAGUGGCAGGUGUAACCAACCACGUCCUCCAGAACAGAAUGUCUUACCUUCCCAGCUCAACUCUGAAUGUCAUCCUGGCAAUCUUCAAGUGGUUGGGGGGCCCCUGAGUGAUAAGCAAUAAUUCAGAGAGAAGCUGAUAGAACACGAUUCCACACACACACAUAUGAUUGUCAUCAGAGGCAUGAUUCAUUGCAGUGAAGGAAAAAGGAACAGAUCUCAUAAUUCUCCAGUUGCCAGGGGUCCUUGAAAACGCAGGCAGUAAACCAUCUUGCAGAACAGCCAGUCUCUCUUCCUUCAAACUUCUAAUUAACUGUCAGGCUAACCUUGUACUUUCGUGGGCUCACUCCCUUUGGUCAUUCCUUUCCUUCACUCUAUCCUGAAAUAUAACUGCAAGGCCAGGGCUUCUGUCUUUCUAUAGAAUCUGAUUGGCUCCCUUUGGUGAGAGAAAUUCGUCACCCUGAGGAAGACAUGGUCCCACAUUAGGACCUGUGCUUCAUUUCUAACCUUGCUCCCACUGUAUUUUAACUCUAGCUAAGAAGCCCCUUUGAUUCCAUCCCCUUACUCUCAGAGUUUAAACUCCACAGUAAUGCAAGAUGGGCAUAUGAAGUGAAAAAGCAAUGACAAUUCCCACUGUAGCACCACUGUUGAAACUUGUGGUUCAGGAUGUGCUUUAGACAUGCUUUUCAUAGCACUGUAAGGUUUCCCUACUCAGGCAUCUCCGUCUCCUUCUUAACAGAGAUCCAUUACUUUCAGACCCUGAAGCCCAUUAAGUAUUAAGUGUCUAUAAAAUGCUCUUCACCUCCCAGGCUCUGCAUAUAUGACAAUCAAUAAGACAGCUCCUGCCCGCAUGGAGCCCACCACCUUCUCCUGUGUUUGGCCAUUUACUUGUUGAAAGGUGGUGGGGACUCACCAAGACGGCCAGGGGACCUCAGAACAAAGGACAGCAGGCGGAGUAGCAGUCCAAAGCCAUCACUGGGACAGUCUUUGUAAAGUCCUAGUGCAGAUCCUAAACAUCAUCACUCCAACAACUGAGAUGAAAGGUAUAAUAGAAGUAACAUGCUAAUGUCGUUCAAAAUUGCAUCUGUAAGGAACUUGAAUAUUCUUACCAUUUUUUUUGCCUUUCACCUACAGAAGCUAUUUCUUAUUGAUUGCAGAAUCAAGAUACAAUUUGUGGAUAAUUUAUGAAAUGUUAUCAUCCUGAACUUCAGUAAAUUUACUGUUAAGACCUGUUAGUGCAUAGGCAUGAUAGACACUUGCUGCAAUGCUAUUAAAAUCUCAGAAUGCACAGGAACUUUAUAUGGAAUCCAAGGCUUCCCUUGCCCCAUUCCUCUAACCCUUAAGUAUUUAUAAGAAGGAAAUACAUACUCCUCAGUGAGUCAGCUAUUGUUACUCCUGAAUGCUUUCAAUGCCAAAAUUUUUAAAAGUUACUGUCUAUAACAAUGCUGUCUGCCCACUAGUUUUUGUACCUGGUACCAUCUAGCUUAAUAGGUUUAAUGUACAAGUAGAACUGGAGACGGAGACAACUGAAUAUCAGAAGAAGUAAAAGUACAUGAUACCUAAGUUUUUCCACGCAAAAUAAACAGCAAACGGGUGGGACAGUGGGGUGAAAGCUUACAGAAUUUCAUGUCAAAAUCAGAGUUUCAAAGAGAGAGGUAUAAACAGCAUAGGUAUUAAUAUAUUUGUGAGGAAGAAUGAUAGCAAAUUCAACCCUUAUGAUAACUUUAGAAAGAUAAUCAUUUUCCAGAUGAGGAAACUGGGGCAGGGUGAGGUUAAGAAAUUUGCCUCAGGUCACACAGUCAGUAAGUGGCACAGCUGGGAGUCAAGUGUACAUCUGCCUGAUUCCCAAGCUCAUAAAUUAAACACUAUGACACGUCACCUCCCACCAGAGGGGUAAAGGGGUGGCAAGAAAAAAAUGGAACAAAAAAAUCCCUGAGAGAGCCUCACCCUGCCCCACCCACCUCCACCUUAGACUUUCCGAAGAACCCAGCCCAAGGCAUUACUCUCACUCCGCUGCCAAGUCCAACUUCUGAAACAGUCACACGGAACACCCAAAGUCUACUUCUACAGAAUCAUGGAACAGACCUGAGGGACUAUUUGAUUCUACCCUCUCCUUCAAUUACAGAAAAGGAAGCAGAGGUCCAGAAUUGUCCCACAGCUGCUUAAUGACAGACAAGUACUCAUAUCUGCUGAAUCCUAGUUCAGUGCUCUUUCUACUUCACCGCACUCCCCGAGAGCCCCAUGAAAACUAUACACUCCAUUACAGAUAACAAGGAGAAAGUCAUAUCGUCACCUCCAUGAUUAAACUGAGAGGCACUUUUCCCCUAGACAACGUCUCCUUCCCAGAAUUCCCUUCUGGUCCUGGAAGAGCCUCCUAGGGGAAUCCCAAACACUCACUUCGGCCUCUUCAUCCUGGGAUUCUGCAUUCUGUCCUCUCUACCUCUACUUCCCACCACGAACCAGCAUUCUUAACCUCAGAGCGUGCUACAUUGAGAGCCAGUAUGGCCAAAAAUCCCAGGAGAGAUGUUGGCCUGAAUAAAGCAGAGCAGAGUUCUUGGGGCAAACCAGGUCUGGAGCCCAAAGACAUCUCACAGCAGCCCACGUACUAUUUGGGUGAAAUGCAAAUAGUAGGGAAACUCAAGUAGAUUACAACCAACAUUCAACUCGAGACCUUAUGUAAAUAUGUCCUUCUUCUAGGACACCAUCCUAAAAAAAUAUUCUAUUCAUUACUCAUUAACUAAAUCAAUCUCUUACUCAAUAAAUGUUGAUUGAUUACUUUGUAUGUGCCAAGCAUGGUGCUUGGUGCUGGGCAACAUGAUCAAGGAAGACAUAGUCCUUGCUUUGAGAAGUUCGUA